AGUUCGAUUUCAAACACUGAAAUCUCUCCGUAGCGGGCAUCCUGGAAACGUCUCAUUCGUAUAAUUCGACUGUUUUCGGGGGAUCGACCCCUAUCGGAGAAAAAGACGACCUUUGAUCGUGAGUAGCCUCUUUUACGAGCCGUCUCUUGUGGUCGGUCCUGAGCUCCGUGAGAGACCCCACGAGGAGUUUUCGUAUUGUCUCCGGCUUACUAGAUUCAGCAACCGUUCUUAGUGGCACAGAAGUGUCAACGCGACUAUUGCCGAAUCGACCACCGUCACCUCAGUAUCGGAGAAAUCUGCAGGGUUCCGAAGGCGUUUAACGCCGCUACAAUGACCUGCUUCGGAGCCAAGAGAAGCCUUGACUGUCUUUGAAAGCUGCGAACGAGGAAGAAAAUGUACACCAAGUGCUUCAGCUGCGGUGAGGACGGCGUUCUAUACAACAGUGAGCAGCGAUGCGAGGUCUGCGUGUACUGCGGGGUGGUGAACGCGGAUUCGCUUCUGGCCGAGUUGGCGGCUGAUUCUGCCGCAUCGCUAUCGCAAACAGAGACGAAGUUCGGCUUCAGGAGGAAUGGAACACGUCAAGCGCUCACGACGUACGCGACGGCGGACUCCAAAUCCGGUCUCACGAAAACCGGCCAGCUGGGCAGAGAGUGUCUCGAACGAAUCAUGGCAUCGUACGGGGUUCCGGCUUCAACUCAAGGGCAAGCCCUCCAGAUGUACUGGGACAACCUCAGGCGAAGAUUCCACUACCGCGAGGCCAAAGCUCUCGCGGGCGCAGUUUUCAUGACGAUCAUGCGCAUGGAGAAGCGAGUCGUGACCUUCAAGGAACUUUCGGAAUUUUGUGACACCCCCGUGAAAAUAAUAGGAAGACAAUUCAAGCUCGUGCAGAAGGACCUCAUUUCAAAAGGUCACGUCUUGGCCCACCAGCCUUCGAUCAACGAAACGGUGCAGUCUUCUAUCGAUCUGUACGCGAACAAAAUUCCUCAAGGGAAGCCUCUGAAUUUGCCGGAAGUCGUCAAGAAAUCCCUGAUGCUCGUCGAGUGGAUCGACUCGUGCACGAUUGUACAGCAAUGGCCACCGCAUCUCUUCGCACUCUCGGUUUUCUACCUCGCAUUCAAGACGGUCAACGUGGCUGAUUGUUUCAACAUGCAGCUCAAGGAUCUCAAUAGCAUGUACGAUCUCUGUCACGAGAAAGUCCUGAGCAUACCGACGUUCAACAGGAUAUCACCGAAAUCGCUCGUCCAGGAAAUCAUCGACGUGAUCAACAGCCGGGGCUGCAGCGCAAUCUCAGUGACCCACGAUAGUUUUUUCUUCCUCUUCGAUAUGAUCAUGGAGAUGAAACCGGUGUUCGAGUACAAAGUUGCGUCGGAGACGCGCACCACCGAAAACGACGAGGCUUUCAAGAGGUUCCGAGAGGAGAAAGCAGCUCAGGAAUUGCGAGAACUGCAGGCAGCGGAAGCAGGGGCUACCGACGAUAAUCUUUCGGCGAUCGAUGACAGCGAGAUAAGCGAGUACAUUCUCUCGGACACGGAAGUCGAAAGGAGGCAGCAAAUGAUCAAUAUCAGCAAGAAAGACCCAUAA
This is a messenger RNA of Galendromus occidentalis (western predatory mite), 1581 nucleotides long. RefSeq lists its product as uncharacterized. The coding region runs from base 394 to 1581 and encodes 395 amino acids. The transcript is spliced from 3 exons. NCBI's taxonomy places the organism in Eukaryota, Metazoa, Arthropoda, Arachnida, Mesostigmata, Phytoseiidae. The record is from RefSeq and is a predicted model, not a curated record.